Messenger RNA from Linnemannia hyalina, 1179 nucleotides. The record is from the annotation of a GenBank genome assembly. Lineage: Eukaryota; Fungi; Mortierellomycota; Mortierellomycetes; Mortierellales; Mortierellaceae.
AUGGACGCCUCAAAAACUAUUGUUGUCGAUAACGGAACAGGGUUCGUCAAGGUCGGUUACGCCGGUUCGAACUUCCCUGAGCACGUCUUCCCCUCGGUCGUGGGUCGCCCAAUCCUGCGUGCAGAAGAGUCGAUCGGCAAUGUGGCCGUGAAGGAUAUCAUGGUGGGCGACGAGGCCGCGGAGCUGCGGUCGAUCCUCCAGAUGUCGUACCCGAUGGAGAACGGCAUCGUCAAGAACUGGACCGACAUGCGUCACCUCUGGGACUACACCUUCAACGAGAAGCUCAAGAUCGACCCCCGCGACUCCAAGAUCAUGUUGACCGAACCCCCCAUGAACCCCAAGGCUAACAGGGAGAAGAUGGUUGAGUGCAUGUUUGAGGAUUAUGGCUUCCAGGGCGUCUAUGUCGCCAUUCAAGCCGUCCUCACCCUUUACGCCCAAGGAUUGUUGACGGGUGUGGUUGUUGACUCGGGUGAUGGUGUGACCCAUAUUGUGCCCGUUGUUGAGGGAUACGCCCUGCCCCAUAUCACCAAGCGUCUGGAUGUUGCUGGUCGUGAUGUGACCCAGUACCUCAUCAAGCUGCUCCUCCACCGCGGUUACGCCUUCAACCGCACUGCUGACUUUGAGACCGUCCGUCAGAUCAAGGAGAAGCUCUGCUACACCAGUUACGACUUGGACCAGGAUCUCAGGUUGGCUCAGGAGACGACCGUUCUUGUCGAGUCUUACACUCUCCCUGAUGGUCGUGUUAUUAAGGUCGGCUCUGAGAGAUUCGAGGCUCCCGAGUGCAUGUUCCAGCCACAUUUGAUCGACGUCGAGUCACCCGGUGUCGCAGAAUUACUGUUCCAGACGAUUCAGUCGGCACCUUUGGAUACUCGUUCGGAUCUGUACAAGCACAUUGUUUUGUCGGGAGGAUCGACCAUGUACCCCGGUCUGCCCAGUCGUCUCGAGAAGGAGGUCAAGCAGCUUUACCUCACUGAUGUCCUCAAGGGCGACGUCCAGCGUUUCCGCAACUUCAAGAUCCGCAUUGAGGAUCCUCCUCGUCGUAAGCACAUGGUGUUCUUGGGAGGCGCGGUGUUGGCAGAUAUUAUGAAGAACAAGGACAGCUUCUGGGUCACAAAGCAGGAGUGGGAGGAGCAAGGUGUCCGUGCCCUCGACAAGUUGGGCGUCGUUCAGUCCAACUAA